AUGUGCUGCUCAGGUGGUCCAGGUGGUAUCAGGUUGACCGGAUGCGGCGUCGUAUGCGGCCUCGCCGCGCUGGCGGCUCUCGGCGUUGCUCUUUCGGGUCCAACCUGGCUACACACUGAGGAAAAGCUUGCCGUGCCGGACGUAUCUAAGAAUUCUGCAGUCAGCGUGAAAUUCAAGCUGGGACUUUUCAGAGUCUGCUCGACAAUCGUGAAUCCUUCCAAUCUGACGCUGCACAUACAAACGCCGCCCUGUAGUUACGUAAGGUACAGCAGCCUGGAGGACGUGAAGCCGAAGGAGUUGGGCUUCCCUCAAUUAGAAUUCACGUCCACGGUCGUCUCAAAAAUACGGAUCUCUGCACCAUUCCAAGUGGUCGCCGCGAUCCUGAUCCUCGCCGCAACGGUGUCGGCUAUGAUAGGCCAUUGUUAUUCCGAUCAUAGGACCCUCGUAGCCUGCGGACUUUUUCUUCUAAGCGGACUUUCCUUGGGCGGUGGAUUGAUAGUUCUGGCAUCAGCAUUGUCGGACGCAUCACUAGAGUUAUCGGGAAAAUACAGUUUGCCGUCAACUGCCGGCAUGCAAAUGGACGAUAACGGUCUACCUCAGUACCAUUAUGGCUGGUGCCUACAACUUUCGGGAUUAGCAUUGAUGCUCGCGGAAAUGGCGGCCGUUUUAACGAUGUCCGGUUACAUGGCGCGAUUCUCCACGGUCGAGGAGAUGGUGAGAGUCAUGGUUCCGGGUGCCGAAAGAAAACUGAGAGAACAGAGAGGAUUUAGCUCGGAGUAUCUUGUGAGGGCGCAUCAGAAAUCACCAGGACCGCCGCAAGCCCGACCCUUCGACCAGCCAACCAAAACGCCCCAAAAAACAGCCGAAGAAGGAACUUCAUUGCUCUGUAAAUCAGCACCCGAUAUCUGUGCGUCGAAUCCACAGGCCAUCAGUUACGUCGAUAAGGCAGAUCUAUCACACGUCUUGCCGGUCUACCCAGAUGGGAAGAACAUCGACCCACGGCAAAACAUGAUCGCUUUUACGGAUAACAAGGAACCUGACCAGGAGCAACGGUAUACCGAGUUCUCUACGAGAAACACUGACCAGAAUAUAGUAGAUUCCAGAUUGAGUGGUUUCGUCGACAAAGAGGGUCUUCUCGAUUCUAGAUUGAGUGGUUACGUCGACAAGAAUGAAUCCUUACUGGAUACCCCGUUCGGUUACGACACUAGAUUCAACAGUUUGGCUGGACAGACUGUUCCUAUCACGCUAAAAAAUCAGAAUACCUCGGUAUCGGCUAUUCAAUCACAGUAUAUAUAUCAAAACUUUGGAACGAUACAUUCGGGCAUCCUUAAAGUGUCAGAACCUGGUACCAGCUCUAGUUCCAAUUCCAGUCAACGCAGCAUGACCUUGCAAAAUCCUAAACGGAAGUCACAAAUCGCUCAGAACACCUUUAGCACGAUGGAAUGCGAAAAAAGGAAGCGAGGAUCCGGACUAACUGGCAAGGCGAGCUUUUAUACUGGAAGUGCUGUAUGACCACCACCUCCACCUCCAACACCGAGGUAACUCCCAGAAGAAGACACUCCAUUGUAGUCGGAACUUAAUACGACUUUUGAAUUGGGUCGAAGAAUAUUCAUCACUGAUUGCGCCUAAAGGGAGAAAAAAGAAUGAAUUUUUUACCGGCUGAAGAUAAUAACUGCGUAUUUAUAACUAAGAAUACGCUUGUCGAUAUACAGUACGUAAAAAAAACGCGUUCUUGUCGACUAUCGGCAUUGCAGGUUCCUACAAUGAAUCUAAAAAAAACUGC
This is a messenger RNA of Cyphomyrmex costatus, 1783 nucleotides long. RefSeq lists its product as uncharacterized. Gene Ontology annotation, cellular component: AMPA glutamate receptor complex; postsynaptic density membrane. The coding region runs from base 1 to 1512 and encodes 503 amino acids. The record is from RefSeq and is a predicted model, not a curated record. Lineage: Eukaryota; Metazoa; Arthropoda; Insecta; Hymenoptera; Formicidae. Gene Ontology annotation, biological process: postsynaptic neurotransmitter receptor diffusion trapping; transmission of nerve impulse; positive regulation of synaptic transmission, glutamatergic. Gene Ontology annotation, molecular function: channel regulator activity; voltage-gated calcium channel activity. The transcript has 8 exons.